Molecule: messenger RNA, 1348 nt
Organism: Prosopis cineraria
Lineage: Eukaryota; Viridiplantae; Streptophyta; Magnoliopsida; Fabales; Fabaceae
Product: peptidyl-prolyl cis-trans isomerase CYP40-like
Exons: 9
Coding region: 41-1123 (360 amino acids)
Biological process (GO): protein peptidyl-prolyl isomerization; protein folding
Molecular function (GO): protein binding; peptidyl-prolyl cis-trans isomerase activity
Source: RefSeq, a predicted model, not a curated record
UCUUUAUUCUGAGAGCAUAAGCGAUCACAGACGCAGAGAGAUGGGGAGGCCAAGGUGCUUCUUGGACAUCAGCAUAGGGGAAGAGUUGGAAGGGAGGAUCGUGGUGGAGCUUUACAACGACGUCGUUCCCAAGACCGCCGAGAACUUCAGGGCUCUCUGCACCGGCGAGAAAGGCAUCGCUCCUAACACUGGUCUACCGCUCCACUACAAGGGAUGUUGCUUUCAUCGGAUUAUAAGAAGCUUUAUGAUCCAAGGAGGAGAUAUAUCUGCUGGAGAUGGCACUGGUGGAGAGUCUAUAUAUGGGAUGAAGUUUGAAGAUGAGAAUUUUGAGUUGAAGCAUGAAAGGAAAGGGAUGUUAUCAAUGGCAAAUUCUGGUCCUAACACUAAUGGGUCUCAGUUUUUUAUCACCACUACGCGAACUUCUCAUCUUGAUGGUAAGCAUGUGGUAUUUGGGAAGGUAAUGAAGGGAAUGGGAGUGGUCCGUUCAAUGGAACAUGUUACAACUGGCAAAGAAGAUCUUCCCAUUUUUGAUGUUAAAAUUGUGGACUGUGGAGAAAUUCCUCAGGGAGCAGAUGAUGGAAUAUCUAACUUUUUCAAAGAUGGGGAUGCUCAUCCUGAUUGGCCAGCAGAUCUUGAUGAGAGCCCUAAUGAUCUCCAUUGGUGGAUGAAUGCUGUUGAUUCCAUUAAAAUUUUUGGUAAUGAGUACUACAAGAAACAAGAUUAUAAAAUGGCUUUAAGGAAGUAUCGGAAGGGUUUACGCUACCUGGAUAUUUGCUGGGAGAAAGGAGUUGAUGCUGACAAGAGUUCAAGUUUGAGAAAAAUAAAGUCUCAGAUUUUUGCAAACUGCUCUGCUUGUCAACUGAAGUUAGGGGAUCUCGAAGGAGCAUUAUUAGAUACAGAAUUUGCAAUGCGCGAAGCAGACAACAAUGUCAAAGCUUUGUUUCGCCAAGGGCAGGCAUACAUGGCGCUUCAUGACAUUGAUGCUGCAGUUGAAAGCUUCAAAAAGGCACUAAUCUUGGAGCCAAAUGAUGCUGGAACCAAAAAGGAACUUGCUGCUGCCAGGAGGAUGAUUGCUGAUAGACACAAUCGGGAAAGAGAUGCAUGUAAAAAAAUGUUCCAAUAGCAUUCUGCUUAGCGUUUUCAGCAGAGGAAACAACCUGACCACCCAGCAAAUACAGUAUAAAAUUGAGGUUUGAGUCCAUUGUUGCAAAUGAAGCUAGAAGGAUUGGAGGAGAAAGUGGUUUUUUUUUUUCUUUUCUUUUCUUCAUAAUGAUAGUAAUAGCUUAACAUUUUUUCCUUGUUUUCUUCCCCUUCUCACAUAGAAGUCUUUAAAAUGACUUUAAACAGU